AUGCGCGGACACUCCUCGCCGCUGCGUGCCUCCGCGCUUCUCGGCAGCGAGCCUCUCGCCCUCGACCUUCUCCCGGCGAGCCUUGGCGAGGUUGAGGCGAGCUUCGGCGAGGUUGAGGGCCAGCAGUCGCCCUUCCGGCGCGGCUCCACCGUGGUGGCGGCGGCGGCGGCGCUCUUCAAGGCCGUGAUCGGCGCUGGCAUCUUCGCGUUUCCGCCCGCCGUUCGUGCGUGCGGGCUGGUCCUCGGCUCUUGCUUCGCCUUUGCUAUCGGCCUCAUCUCGCUCUUCGUCACUUGGGCGACCAUUGAGGCGGUGCGAGAGCUCCGCCGGCGAGGGAUGAAGGCGGCCUCGAACGGGCGGAUCGAGUACGUAGAGAUGACGCACAUCUACUCGCCGCGCGCCAACGGAGCCAUCACCGCGCUCACCAUGUGGGGGCAGUACUCGUCGGUGCUCGGGUACUUUAUCUUUGUGCACGAGACGCUCGCGCCGCUGCUGCCGCUGCCGAGUCAGGCGGUCUUUGCGCUCAUCGGCGGCGCCGUCUGCCCGCUCGUCCUGCUGCGCAAGACCUCGCACCCCGCCUUUGAGGCGGCGAUGGCCUUUGGCAACGUGGCGGUCGCGCUCGCGCUCGGCACGAUCGUCUUUUACGGGCUCGUUCAGGCGCCGGAGCGGCCGCCGCUGGACGAGCUGCGGCUGGCGGACCCUUCCGGGCUCGGCCUCAUGUUUGGGGUGAGCCUGCUCAUGUUCUCGUGCCACCUCGAGGCGGUCACGAUCGAGCAGGACAUGGCGCGGCGCGGCGCGUUCGACCGGAUGCUCGUGUGGAGCUUCGUCGUCCUGGCGGCUCUCUUCCUCGGCUUCGGCGCCUGCGUCUACCUCUCGUUUGGAGAGGCGACCGGCCGGGUGCGGGCGGCGGGCGGCGGCUGGGCCGAGGCGACGGUGAUGCAGAACCUGCCCGAGGGCGGCUUCCUGACGGCGGUCAAGCUGCUGAUGAGCCUCAACCUGCUGCUCAUGACGCCAAUCACGAUGCUGCCCGCCAGCCGCGCCAUCGAGGCACCCCUCCGCCUCUCCGCCCGCCCGCUCGCCCGCAGCGCCCUCCGCGUCGCCGUCCUCGCCGGCAUCACCGCCGCGGCGGCCGUGGUGCCCGAUUUCGAGACUGUGGUCGGCCUCACGGGCAGCCUGGGCGGGCUGACCGCCUUCACGCUCCCGGCGCUCCUCUUUGGGCACUUUUGCGGCGCGGACCACCCGCUCGGCCGCGCCCUGGCGAGCGGCGUGGCGGCCUUUGGGGCGCUUGGGACGGCCUGGAGUUUCUGGCAGAUCUGCUUCCCGGCGGCGGAGACGAGCUGA
This is a messenger RNA of Emiliania huxleyi CCMP1516, 1338 nucleotides long. RefSeq lists its product as hypothetical. Lineage: Eukaryota; Haptophyta; Isochrysidales; Noelaerhabdaceae. Gene Ontology annotation, cellular component: vacuolar membrane. The record is from RefSeq and is a predicted model, not a curated record. Gene Ontology annotation, biological process: amino acid transmembrane transport. The coding region runs from base 1 to 1338 and encodes 445 amino acids. The transcript is spliced from 2 exons. Gene Ontology annotation, molecular function: amino acid transmembrane transporter activity.